AUGUGCGAUUCUAAAAAUAAGGAUAACUUGAUGAAAUUACUUUUAUCUUCGGGUCCUUCGAGUAGCUUGGGCUCUCACGGAACACCAACUUCCAGCGUAGAAAGCCCAUUAAGCGAUCAUGGGGAAGAUACCUGCUCUAUGUUGAAUACGUAUUUGAAUCAAAUAAAUGUAGCUGGUCAAAGUGUGAGUUAA
Molecule: messenger RNA, 192 nt
Organism: Pediculus humanus corporis (human body louse)
Lineage: Eukaryota; Metazoa; Arthropoda; Insecta; Psocodea; Pediculidae
Exons: 2
Coding region: 1-192 (63 amino acids)
Source: RefSeq, a predicted model, not a curated record